AAUAAUACUGAUUAUAAGAGAGGGUGCUGGCAGAGCAUAAUCAUAUUAGCAGGCUUAGUCACCGACAGUGAGAUUAAUUUACUUAACCAGAAACCCAUUCAGCAGUAUUAAAUUCAUAAUGACAGAAAGAUACAAGGCAAAACUUCCACUGCCUAGCUUUAUUGGUUCAUCCAUUUCAGGCUUGUGCUUAAAGCAAUAUCACUCUAGUUGUCGUGCUAAUCGAGUGUUAACACUCUGGCAGCCUCAGAGUUUCAAGCUGUUCAUAGCCAUUAGCAUGUGAGCAUCAUUAAUUAUCAUGAUCAUGGAUUUGAGGAGCUGAAUAUGGGCAAUGAGAUGGGCAACAACAAUGUUUCUGGGCUGAAAGAAGAAGAGAGCAAACCAGGUGAAGCUGCAGGAAGUUCUGCCGGAGAAGGCGAUCGCGUAGGAGAUAGGAAGGGGGAAAACCAGAUAGUUCCCGCAGGGAAAGACAAAGAUUUUCAUGAGAAAUCUGAAGGGUUGUCUUCUGAGCAUCCAUCAGACGGAAAUGCUCAAAUAGAAUACAACGAGGCUCCCUCUUCAGCUGAAGACGAGAACCGUGUUGACAAGGCAUCAGAGACAAAUCUGGAGGAGAAUGUGUUGGGAGCAAAUGAUCAGGAAAUUGGGGAUCAGACAUCCUUUAGGCAAGAGGAAGAAGGGGCAAGAAAUUCGACUGGUGAAACAAAAUCUGCAUUACUCAAUGAAGAACCCCUAGAAUCUGCAGCAACAGAGGGUAAUCAGCAGGAACGUGGUGAAGUUGAAGCAAAGGGAAACAUGGACGAAAGUGUUGUUUCAGAUGCUGAAGUGGAUGAGACAGCAACUGAAGAUGAAUCAGUAGUUACAUGUACUGGUGAUGAUGAAGGUGAAACUAAUGCUGAAGGUGAGGUGGAGAAUGGUUUGAGUGCCAUGGAAUUAACAUCACAGAGUGGAAUUGACAACACUUGUGAUGAAGAAGUUCCUGGCUUGGUGGAAUUAGCUAGGAAUGGGUCAUCAAAGUCAUCAGAAGAAACUGGUUCUGAGAUAAAGUCAUCGAUAUCUCCUGAAGAAUCUUAUGAUCCACAAGAUGAAUGCAUUGUUCUCACCGAAGAUAAGGAGAGAAAGACUCAUCCUCGGCCUCAGUUUCAUGAGGGCGUGGAGGAUGAAGCCAAGGCUGAUGAGGGUAAUGCCUCUAAAACUGAUCCGGGAAAGGAGAGCAUGGCUGAUUCUUCAAGGAAUUCUACAGUUGAGAAAGACAGCCAAAGCCACGAAAUGAUGGUAGCUGAAAAUGGUUACCAGAAAGAUACUAGCAAUGGGGAGGUAAAAGAAAUGAGCAGAGAUUUGGAAGAAGUAAUUCAAAUGGAUCCUGAAACUGGAAUGGUUUCAACGGAAAACAACCAUGCUAAAGAAGAAGAACCAAAAGAAAAGGAGGUCAUCGAUGACAUGGAGGAAAAAACAGAGAAUAUGCAGGCACUGGAGAGUGGAAUAGAAGCAACUCACCUAAUUGAUUAUCAUUUAUUGGCAUCUUCUGAUACUUCUCCGAAAUGCCCGGAUCAAAAUCAGGAUUCUGAAAUUGAAAGCAAUGCUGUGUGUUUGACAGAUUCAAAACAAGGAAGGUGCAGUCAGUUCAUUGUGAAUGGAUCUUCAGUUGUUGAUACGAACAACUCAGCUGAGCCAGCUGUUUUCUCUGAAGUUGGAUUGCAGAAUGGGAAAGCUGAAGAAGAUCUACAAAGGUUUCCAGGGAAAAUGUCAGUCACAGUUGCAGAAACUGAAGCCGUAGCACACCAGCCUACUGAGGAGAAAAGUGUAGAACCUAAAGCAUCUGAAGCAGAAGAAAGUUCAGCAAGGUUCAGUACAGGAUCAGUUCCAGAGAACCCAAGUGUUGCAGUUGAGCUUAGGAAAUCGCCGAGUUUCGGUUUUGAUCUCCCGCAUAAAACCAGGUCUGAAGAGUCGGAUCAAACUCCAUUGUUGCAUCAUGACAAAAGUGCAUUCGGAAGCUUGCAGUACGAGGCAAUCUCAGUGGAAGAGAAGACCAUCCAAGUGGAAAGAAGUGAUUCAGAUAAGUCUAGAGCUCCAUUUCUGAACUUCUUGAAAGAAGAAGAGAAGGCCAAACUCAUGGCUAAGUCCCAGAAAGAAGAAGAUGACCAUGAAAAGAAAGCAGUCAAGGAAUCUGGUGCAAUAACAAAGAGGAGCGGGAAGCGAAGGCCGCGGCCUUCGAUCUUCAGCACCUGCAUCUGUUGCGCAGCUGCAAUCAAUUGAAAGAUCCAAAGCAUUCAGAAUCACAAGUUUCUUCAGCUACAUUUGAUGUUCUUGGUUAUCAUGGCUAUGUUUUUCUGCUAGCUUUUUGAGCUUUCUGCAACCAAAGGAGGAGUGAUUAUAGCUUCGGAAAUUACUAUCUAUUGACUUGUAUUAAUUGCUGGAAUUCUUUUUUGCCUUGGCUUCUUGUAAUUCUAUAUUCUGAUUCAUUGUUUGUUUGUGUGGGACAAAUCUGUAUGAGUGAUGGCAUUGGAGGAAGAGAGGGCGGGGGGAUUGUAUUUUAGCUCGUUUGCUUGCCUUUGAUUGUAAUAUUUACUUAAUACUUUCAGAUAAAAUCAUAUGACUUCUA
Diospyros lotus (date-plum) is the source of this 2596-nucleotide messenger RNA. RefSeq lists its product as uncharacterized. NCBI's taxonomy places the organism in Eukaryota, Viridiplantae, Streptophyta, Magnoliopsida, Ericales, Ebenaceae. The record is from RefSeq and is a predicted model, not a curated record. The transcript has 5 exons. The coding region runs from base 322 to 2250 and encodes 642 amino acids.